CCUCCCGCUUCCUUUUCCAACAGCGCCUGCGAUCAUGGCGGACGUUGUCGCGGAGCAGCUGGUGAUCCAGAAACCAGUCCACGAAAGUGAGCUGAACGGGGAGGCCGAGGUCCGGGAGGAGGCCGACCCAGUGGAGGAGGCAGCGAAAAAGAAGAAGAAAAAGAAGAAAAAGAGCAAGUCUGCAACGACAGCCGUUGAGCCCGAGGCGGAUGGCGUGGUAGAGGUGGCCAAACAGCUGGAGAAGCAGGCGAUCGAGGACAAGGAGAAGGACGAAGAUGGCGAGGACGAUGGAGACGACGGGGAGAACGCAGCAGGGAAGAAGAAGAAGAAGAAAAAGAAGAAGAAGGGACCCAAAACUCAAACGGACCCCCCAUCCGUUCCCAUCUGUGAGUUGUACCCCAGUGGCGUUUUCCCCAUCGGACAAGAGUGCGAAUAUCCCGUCUGUCAGGAUGGUCGUAGCGCGACGUGGCGUAUGACCAUGGAGGAGAGGCGGGUGAUGGAUAAAGCCAACGAGGAGGUGUGGAACGACUUCAGGCAGGCGGCCGAGGCCCACAGACAAGUCCGGAAACACGUCCGCAGCUUCCUGAAACCUGGCCUGACCAUGAUUGAGAUCUGCGAGCGUUUGGAGGAUUGUUCCCGUAAGCUGAUAAAGGAAAACGGGCUGAACGCCGGGCUGGCCUUCCCCACCGGCUGCUCCCUGAACCAUUGUGCUGCCCACUACACUCCCAACGCCGGAGACCCCACCGUCCUGCAGUACGACGACGUCUGCAAGAUCGACUUCGGCACGCACAUCAACGGGCGAAUCAUUGACUGUGCCUUUACCGUUACAUUUAACCCAAAGUAUGACAAGCUGCUGGAGGCGGUGCAGGACGCCACCAACACCGGAAUCAAAAACGCCGGCAUCGACGUGCGCCUGUGUGACGUCGGCGAGGCGAUUCAGGAGGUGAUGGAGUCCUACGAGGUGGAGAUUGAUGGGAAAACAUACCAAGUGAAGCCGAUCAGAAACCUGAACGGUCACUCCAUCGGUCAGUACCGGAUACACGCCGGCAAGACGGUGCCCAUCGUUAAGGGAGGGGAAGCGACAAGAAUGGAGGAGGGGGAGGUCUACGCCAUCGAGACGUUCGGCAGCACGGGUAAAGGUGUGGUCCACGACGACAUGGAGUGCUCCCACUACAUGAAAAACUUUGACGUCGGCCACGUCCCCAUCAGGCUGCCUCGGGCAAAGCACCUCCUCAACGUGGUCAACGAGAACUUCGGCACGCUGGCGUUCUGCCGCCGCUGGCUGGACCGCCUGGGCGAGAGCAAGUACCUGAUGGCCCUGAAGAACCUCUGCGACCUGGGCAUCGUGGACCCCUACCCCCCCCUCUGCGACACCAAGGGCUGCUACACCGCUCAGUUCGAGCACACCAUCCUGCUCAGGCCCACCUGCAAGGAGGUGGUGAGCCGAGGAGACGACUACUGAUCCCCCCCCAGACCAGACGGCCCUCACCGCACACACACCUCCAGACACUGAUAGAGGAACAGCAGAAAAGAGCCGCUUUUAUUCAGAAGAACCGACAACUAUAAAGAAAUGUUAUUGUAGUUUACCUACAAUGCCUCCCUCAUAGCUUCCAAGGAAGGAUGCAGCUU
Messenger RNA from Fundulus heteroclitus (mummichog), 1629 nucleotides. It is a transcript of the gene metap2a, whose product is annotated as methionyl aminopeptidase 2a. The coding region runs from base 35 to 1462 and encodes 475 amino acids. The record is from RefSeq and is a predicted model, not a curated record. Gene Ontology annotation, molecular function: metalloaminopeptidase activity. Lineage: Eukaryota; Metazoa; Chordata; Actinopteri; Cyprinodontiformes; Fundulidae. Gene Ontology annotation, biological process: proteolysis. The transcript has 11 exons.